This is a messenger RNA of Micromonas pusilla CCMP1545, 762 nucleotides long. RefSeq lists its product as uncharacterized. The transcript is spliced from 2 exons. The record is from RefSeq and is a predicted model, not a curated record. The coding region runs from base 1 to 762 and encodes 253 amino acids. NCBI's taxonomy places the organism in Eukaryota, Viridiplantae, Chlorophyta, Mamiellophyceae, Mamiellales, Mamiellaceae.
AUGUUAGCGUCACCAUAUCGCGUUCGUGGAUUAUCACCCGGGCGGAUCCCUCGUCGCCCCCGUCCGGUUUUCGCGGCCUCGUUGCCGGCGGUGCGGUCGUUCGGUGUCGACGACGAAGAUGAAAUCGUUGCCUCUCUGACCGAGGGAAACGACGCCCUACCCCCUCUCGUCGAGGUCGUAACAAGAGUGGGCGAAGAUCGCCUGAAGGUCGUAAAGCCACCCGGUGCUGAAGACCUGUGGGACUGGUACGAAUCCAAGGGGCAGAUGGAGGCGGAUCCGAGCUGGGGGAAGCUGUGGUUCACGUCGCGCAUCCUUGCAUCUUGCGUUGCUUCUUGCGUCGAGUCUCUGCCUGAGCUGCGUUCUAAGCGUGUUGUGGAGGUCGGAUGUGGGCUCGGGCUCGCGGGACUCUCCGCGGCGAUGUUCGGUGGAAGUAAAAGCGUGAUUUUCUGUGACCGAGAACCGUUAGCUAUUCACUGUGCGCUCUCUUCCGCGGCGUUAAACGAGGUUGAGGUGGUCGCCGUCGACGACGUGAACAACAGCUCGAGCGGGUGUCGAGUCGCGGGGGCUUUGCUUGAUUGGUCAGCACCGCAAACGCUCUCCCAGCCGGUGGACGUAGUUCUAGGAGCGGAUUGUCUGUAUGAUCCCGCUACCGCAGCUUUAUUAGCGAGCGCAUGUCAUGCGUUGGUUGCCGGAGACGGUCAUGUUGUCGGCAAGCGUUCCUUGAAGCCGCGUUGCAGAGCGGAGCAACGCGAGCGGAAGUGA